Molecule: messenger RNA, 8005 nt
Organism: Varroa destructor (honeybee mite)
Lineage: Eukaryota; Metazoa; Arthropoda; Arachnida; Mesostigmata; Varroidae
Product: TBC1 domain family member 25
Biological process (GO): regulation of autophagosome maturation; activation of GTPase activity
Cellular component (GO): autophagosome
Molecular function (GO): GTPase activator activity
Source: RefSeq, a predicted model, not a curated record
GGGUUUAUUUCAAAUCUGGGAUGCGGUUCUUACCCGAAAGCGGAUUCAACUCAGAGUAACUAGGAACUGUUCAGGGUUUUGUCUUUGAGCGUGUGUAAUGGCUCUGAUAUUAUCUGUUUGACUUUCCUGUAUCUAGGUUUGGCCGAAGGAUUUGACCCACGUGCGCCUGCUACAAUUCUUUUCGCCUCGCCUGCCCUCUGCUGCGAGAUCGUGAUAAGUAUGAGUUUGUUAAACGUGAAUAGUUUCUAGGGCAGAAAUGUAACUCGUGAAUUAGAAUGCCAGCAAAACGUUUUCCCAUGUUUUACGUCUGCUACUUAGCCCGGCUGCCUCACAGCAGGAAAUCAACCGUGUUUACUCCACUCCUAGACCAUCCGAAGCUUAGCACGUUGACACGUUAACUACCGCGCUAUCACGAAGCAACGGUAGCAGUACGCUGUAAAGUGGCGCUUUCAAACGUUCCCGCCGCACAAUACAGGUCCACCUCUCCUUCGUUCAUUCUUUUGCCCUCAGCACUUGGCCAACGGCAGUGACCCUCCAGUCUCUCAUUGAGCGUUUUGCCUCUCUCCCCCUCCUUCCUCCAUGCGCUCCGUUGUCGGCAGUGGGAGACAAAAUCACGCUCUAUGGCUUGCAGGUCUAAUACUGAUUGCUGCUGAUGUCUGACUCAUCCAUACAUGUUAAGUUUGUUCAUGAACAGGAUCCACAACAAUAGCAGCUUUGUCCCUGCCGACAAAUUUAUUACUAAACUACCACUACUAUUGCGAUUCUAGCAGGAGCAUCACCGCUGGAUCAGAACAGACGCGGCGUUGCCUCCGCAGAGAGAGUGCGUGUCUGCCCGCUACUGCUGCUCGCGUUGGCUGUCCAUGACCGUGGCCAAGCCCCGUAAACCGUUCGGACUACGCAUGUGUAAUUGUGGGUUCCAUAGAGAUAACACAACGACGAGUCAAGCUGUUAGGAAGAAGACGGAAAAUAGCUCCAGCGACUGGUAUUGGCUUCUGCGACAUUCGUUCAGCAUUAAACGAAUUGCCGUUCCAACACCUGCUGUUAAUCGAAUGACGUCGGCUAUACGGACGACAGCAACUUCGGCGUAGAAGCAAUCCGUGUCGUUGCGCGAAAUGGUUAUGUUUUUCGAGAGGAUCCCAUUGCUCGCAUGACAAGGUUCGCCUUAACGUUCGCCGUCUCAACGAUGACGACGAUUAGUACCAGCCCGGCUUCCGUGUCGGCUCCUAACUCCGUCUCUUUCACAGACUCCGAACAUUCAUUCUAAAAGAAGCGCAUCUGUGAAGAAGGCCACUACCCACUGUAUUGCUACUAUUCGAAGGACUAGUGUUUUUCAUAUUUGUCACACUAUCGGAACCCCGUUUGAUGUCAUUCACGGAAACCGUGCAUCCGCCACCACGAGUUUCAAUGAUUCCUACGAAGGUUAACUUGCUAUUGGUGUUUCUGACUGUGUUCGAUUAGAGGGGAAAAUAGACAUAUCUGUCUAUUACUUGGCCGCACUGGUUGUGGCAUCAAUAAGAUCGACAACGGCUCGAGGAAUAUUUACGGUAGAAUCAAUCAAAUUCGUUAUAAAAGCCGCAGUAAUGUCAUCCGCGGGCAUCCUCGCCUUCCACAACUGUGACGGUAUCAAAGUGAAGGCGAAGGUGUCAGCGGCUAGUCUGCAUUGUCGGCCUCCACGGCUGUCUUCAGGUGCGGGCGCGGGUCCCCCGUCUGCCGAGUGGAGACGUUUUUCUGUUGAUCCGCAGAUUACAACCUUUGAGGCUUUACAAAAUUUACUCGCUGAAGCAUUUGACAUCAAAGGGGAAUUCACAAUCCAUUAUUUGGCUAAAGAUGACGAGGGCAAAGAGACGUACCUGGGCUUGCUAUCCGAUUGGGAUCUUGACGCGGCGUUUCUUAGUUCAUCUCACCCGUGCCUGUCCCUACUCGUGGACCUAAAGCCCUUCGAGGAAGGCUUAGAAGAAUGGGACAUUAUUGCACCCGCUGAUAUCUCAAAGCCCCCGCUGACCGCCAGUCACGUUCGGAACAACGCACAGCUCACCGGCAACUUCCUUAUGCAACAAAUGGAGAAAACAUUGAAAACAUUCAGCAAAUUUCAAAAGGUGCUAGCGUUAGCCCCUGAUGCCGUCCUCAAUGGCGUCUCAGACCGUUACAAGCCAUCAAAGCCCCCAAUGAACAUGCGCGAAUUGCAAAAUUUCCUGGAUAGUGACGACAGAUUAGUACAUCCACAAGAGCUACGGAAAUCCAUCUUCCGGGGAGGGGUGGAACCGGGGCUCAGAAAGGUGGUAUGGCAGCACAUACUGAACGUGUAUCCCGACAACCUGACGGGCGAUCAACGAAUCCAAUAUAUGAAACAUAAGGCGAAUGAAUACUACACGUUAAGGAGCACAUGGGUGGACAUGCAGAAGAGAGGCGUCGUUAAUGAGGAAAUGCAGUACGUCAUCAAUCUGGUCUCAAAGGAUGUUUUACGUACCGACAGAACGCACCGCUUUUAUGCUGGUGGCGACGAUAACAAAAACGUUGCCAAACUUUUCCGAAUCCUUACGACAUUCGCGCUCAACCACCCGUCAGUGUCGUACUGCCAAGGCAUGUCCGACCUCGCGUCCCCGUUGCUAGUUACGAUGAAUAACGAGGCUCAUGCCUAUAUCUGCUUUACAGCCCUCAUGCAGCGUCUGAAACCAAACUUCAACAUCAACGGGCUGGCUAUUACUGAGAAGUUUGCACACUUAUCUUUACUGCUGCAGCACUACGACCCGGAGUUCUUCGACUAUCUUAAAAGCAAUGGAGCUGACGAUUUACUGUACUGCUAUCGGUGGCUGUUAUUAGAGCUUAAACGCGAAUUCUCGUUUGACGAUGCCUUGUGCAUGCUCGAAGUGCUGUGGAGUUCUCUACCACCGAUGCCGCCUGAUGGUGAACUGGCUCUGUUUGAAAUUAAUUUCGGACAAGACACGAAGAGUCCCCAAAGUCCGCGGGUGCAUAGCCGGGAGAAUCCUUACACGAAAGUACGGCAGAUCCGCAAACAGAGUUCAUCUUCCUCACUUCUAUGUGGCACGCCAAAGGUCCAGAACGGAGUGAUUGUUGAGAAUGGUAGCCGAAGAAGCAGUAUUACUGAGGCGACGGACGACUCUCAAGACUACAAUCCCAUUUCGGAUCCGAUCACGAAUGAGCUGCGUAUGGAUUUACAAAACCUUAGCAAAAGCGUACUGCUUGGGCCAACAGGAUCCACGAUCAACAAACAAGCAACAGACUCACAGCAUUUCACAUUUGAUAACAUUGUUGAAGAACGUACCACUUUGAUAGAGAACGAAGGUUUAUGGAAGAUGCGAAAGCAAACUCACGCCUAUUGUGGCACUCCGGAUGAACAAUGUGACCUCGAUUUCUAUAGUGUAGACGGCGAUAUUCUUGGAAAUGGAUCAACUCAACGCACUCUCAGCUGUCAAAAUUCACUUGACCGUCGGAGGAGCGGGUCCUCAACCUCAGCAUCGACCUCGGCAUCUUCACAUUCUGAUCCACUUCUGCACGAGGAAAAAGGCGAGGACUCCGAUUACGAAGAUGACACUAUCGUGUACAGACCAAAGAAGCCCUUUGCAUCAUCUGAAGGUUAUUGUUCCGAAGCAACACUUUCAUCGAAAGAGGUAUCUUGUCAAGAAGAUACACGCUCCGUGCUCGAUUUAGGAGUGCUAGAGUUUUCCCAAAAAUCUUCGAGACCUCUGCCACCCCCCAGUCAGCUGGGGGGCGGCAAUCCAUUCAUGAUGUUCCUGUGUCUCACGCUACUGCUUCAGCAACGUGACACAAUCAUCAGGAGCGGUAUGGACUAUAAUGAGUUAGCCAUGCAUUUUGACAAAAUGAUCCGCAAGCAUAACGUGCACAAGGUGCUUCAUGAAACGCGCAUUCGGUUUGAAGAGUAUAUCCGAAUGAAUUGGGAUAAUUCAAUCGAAGAACACGUAUAGCGGAACCUUCGAAUUUGUUUGAUAUGGCAUGACUCCAUCAAACUAAAAGCUGUAUGUGCCUACGGCACUUCAAAAAAAGAUGCGAUUGAUAAUUUCUUACCCCUUCAUAACGUAUUACUUAGGGCUGAGAGUUACGGCGUGAUAUUCCUGUGAGAAAGUUUGUCUGACCAAAAAACUUAUAAAAUCUAAUGUAAAGGAGCCAUAAUGAACGAACAUAUCCUGGCUCCACUUGUUUUAUUCUGAUAGAGGAAACCUCUCUUGUACCCGUGACUUGCCGUGGCGCAACACGUUACAUAAGCGUUGACGUUAAUACUGUCAACGAGUAUUUAUGGCUGAAACGUACACCGUUAAUUCAGGCCUAUUGAAGCCAGUGGGAUAUACGAAUGGGCAGAACAAAUCAAGCGGUAAAAAAAAACUGCAAUAAAGCUGUUACUCAUUAUUAUCGUUCAUACAUAUUCAGUACUGCGUGCUUUGUGGCAACACAGGUAUCAAAACGGAUGUAACUAGUGAAAUCAGUCCACCUGAACGAAGUAUCUCCGGCUGUAUGCUUUAUUCUAUUCCUUGAGAAAAGAUUACGGCUGAAGAGAGUGAUAUUACGGACGAAGUCGUGAUUAACUCAAUAAUGUUGUUGAGUUAUCUAACUGUGCUAACUUCGCUAAUAAACAGAUUCGAUGCGAUAGAAAAAAAAUGAAAUGCUAUUAAUAGAAACAAUGCAAAAGAGGACAAAACUAACUCUAUACGUAAGUGCGCUAAUAAUAAUAAGAAUAUAAUAAAUAGGUAACGAACAUACUGAGGAAAUCUCUUUACAAAUAAUGACGUUUUUGUUGUGGAGGAAGGUGUCUAUAUGAUAACUACUACUGCUAUGAGCGUACUUACAAUUCUGUUAAUCGAUUUCGAUUGCUUAAUAUACUCGCUGAAUCUACAGUAGAUAAUUAUUAAAAGACGCACGGACUUAAGCUAAAUAAGGUUUGCUAAGGAGGCAUUAGCAACUUCGUUUUCCUAAACUUGUUCAUAGGAAAUAAAGAAGAAGGUUAUCAAAAGCAACACUACUAUGAAAAGAACAGUUUGCAGUUAGCAAUCCUGCUGUCAUAAUAGGUGGUUAUCAGUAAUAAUUCUUAAUAUCAUUGAUCUUCUCAGAAAAUGAUCGUGUGAUCUACCAAUAUCCUGCAGUCGAUUGGCGAAACACAUUCGAUUGUAUAUGGGAGUGUUUGAGUUGAUGGGUGUAUGCUUGUGUGUGUGUGUAUAUAUAGCUGUUUGUGUACGAGUUUAAAAAAAAACGAAUUGAAUUUAUAAAUCGUUAUUAAUCAACUAAUUUAAGUGGCUCUUCUAGUGGACAAAGCAGAUGAUAUAGCAAUUAAUGAAAAAUAAAACAUAGGAUUUCGCUUAAAGCAAUUAGUAAUCUUCGAAUCUGGCUGGGGUUCUAAAAUCUAAAAAAAAAUUGUGAAAUUAAACAUAAUCAAGAAACAUUGUGUGGGUUUCAUCUGUAUUAGAGAAUGAUCCUAUAAUAUGAGAAAGUUUAAGCGAAAGCUCAGUAUGGCAAAGCAAAAGUCGUGGAAAAUAAACUCGUCUAAAGAUCUGUCGUUUACAGAUACGUUUUACCAAUUAAAAGUGACAGAAGUAAAAUUUGAUUAUUUUUAAAUUUGAAACUAGAAGCAAGAAGGUUAUUCCUUCAGUUGUACAUAUACAGUACUUGUACAUAAAGUAACUAAUCAUGAGAGAAAUAGAAAUACAUUUCAUGCAAUUACCUAAUAAACUCUUCAAGCACAAAAAAAUUAAAAUACAAAUUGCGUGUUAUUAUUAUUAAACAUGCGUAGUUCGUCUUGAACUCAUUUAGAGAUGACAUAUAAUAAGGCACGGUUUUGUUCACUGCAAUGAAUUUGGCCACUAAAGCUAAAACAACUAGGCUUUCCCUCCAUUGUGUUGCACUCGAUGUGACUAUCAAGGCGGGCAGGUCUCAUGAGAAUGUGAACUAAGUUGCGAAAAAUAAUUAGGAUUGAAAAUCAUUUGAGAUAGAUUCAAAUGAUUUUGGCAUCUUUUAGAGCUUUCGAUCACUUAUAUAAAUGGAAACUCAUAAUUUUAAAGAAGGUACGCUUUCAAUCAAUGCCGAAAUACGCGGUAAGUAAAUUAACAGUUAUGAUUAACUGUAAAAAUAUAUUUAGAUCGCAAUUAUUUGCAUGCGCCUCUAUUAUCCAAUGAUGGCGUUACAACACUUGUCAUCCAUGAUUGGAUAAACGGGACAUUAGUACUGGCCUAAUAUAUAAUUCAACCUUGCAUACGUUUACUUCGUCUGAUACCGCUUGUAUUUUAACGGUCACAGUUGCUGUUGAGACUUUCAAGUAAUUAUAUCGUGUUUAGCAACAUAUAUAACAAUUCAAUCCUGAGCACAGGUUCCGCGAAUAUGAGCGCAACUUGUUACCUAUGUAACGCCUACCUACUUAACUCAAUCCUCAGUAGCUAAGUAGUUAGAUAGCUGUAUUGAAAGAAUUGCAAGAACUUUACGACACACAAAGUUGUUGGCAAUUAUUAAAUCGGGCCGAACAACGAUAUGGGCGAAAAAGACUCUAUACUUAUAAAAGCAAGCCGAUUCAAUCUGAUACAACAGGCAGCAUGAGAAUACCACCGACGCACUUACAGAUCUUAUGUAGGUUGGCUGUUACAUAUAUUUUAUUUCCCAUAGUUUGUUCCAUGUUGUGAUGGUACCCAACAUAAAAAUAUUACUUUGCUCGAGGAACCCGUAGUACACUAAGAUAAACCGUGCAAAUACAUUAACAAUAGCAAAGAACCCUGUCCUAGUCACCAUCAUUUGGGAUCAUGGCGCAACCUCGAAUAAUCUGUUCGGUGGCGCCACCAUUGUAGAAAAACAUAAGUAUUUUCAUAAACAUGCUAUUUGCACAUAACGCGGCGCAAAAAUACGCCGCGUUUUUUGCCCUACCAGUUCAUCUAUAGGUAUGUAGAAUGUGUAAUUUUUACGGCUCUCUAUACGAGUUCGUAAUAGGGUUAGGCUUCGAUUCGCAAUUAAGGCUUACGACCUUGAGGCUUAGUCGAAGAUCUAAUCCUUUAUCAAUUUAAUAAGGGGCCUUGAGAAAGAACUGCCUAGAGUUCUGGGCCACUUUGUGAUGUUAGCCUCAUAAUGCAUAAGUUGUUGACAGCGAUCUUAACCGUGAGCAAAGAGAACCGGCUCGCACUAACCAAACAACACUUGCAUGAUCGUGGCCGACAAUCGUAACCAUAACAACAAAAGGCGGUAAAUUGCGGCGGUCGUAACUAUUGCAAAAAACAACCCGUCUCGCACAUGUUUUCGUCGAUAAUGAGCAUAGGCAUCGUGGGUUCAUAUCUCGUUCAUAAAUGGAUCAGACAACCUGCAGCCGAUGAAAAGAAACAUGGUAUAUCGAGGCUGCCACAUAACAAAAACAUGCUCUCCGCAAAUUCUAACGGGACUUAGUUGAGCCCAGUUAUUUCUUAGGCUAUUUCAGUCAUCGUAACAUAUUUGCGGAGUAAAAACUGAGGCACAUCACAGUGCUCGUUAUUUCAUUUACAACUAUUUAGUCAUGCUUUAUCGAUCGUUGAUCGACGAAUCAACUGCAAGCAGUUCUUGCUCCCCUUAAAGCUUUCCCCAUUAACCGUGUUUUAUAUAAAAUAGUACAGCGUCACGACUUAUCUCCCAAUCAGUUCGGGCAGCAGUUCUCUUCGGCUAAAAAAUCCAAUACGGAAUACAAGGUAUUCCACAUUAGAUCUUCAUAAACAAUUUACCUACCGUUGGCCCUUGUUAGGCUGUGUACUCAGUUCACCCGUUUUGUUUCCUCGAAAUAUAUGCCCGCUCUAGAUAAUUCUUAUCCUAUUACCAGCUGACCAUGGAUUUCAUCAACUGAGAAGUUCGUAUUAUUAUUUUCAUAUAAAUGUUUAUAGUGAUUGGCUUGAUUUUAGCAUCGUCAGUAAUUUAUAAACUUCUAAAGCUAUUAUACGCAGAAUAAAGAGCUGAAAUAAAAUUGGAACAGCAUAACUGUGUUAUAUAAAGUAGUAUCUAAACGAGAGUACUACAAGUCUGUAAAAUGUACUUCUCC